UUUAUAUAUUUUUUUUAUUUUCACGAUGACUUUGUCAUUAAUUAGGACAUUUACCUUACGUCACAAAUUAGGUUAAAACUAUACUGUCAUAUUAUUAAAUAUCUCUCUCAGCCAUCUUGAAGAAAUAUAGAUAAAAUCGAAUCUUCCCACGUAAAUAAAAAAUAUUACAUAACUGAAACCCCAAAUGUUCAAGUUUCCCAACAAAAUCAAUUUUAUUUACUUAUCUAAACACGUUUUAAUUGAUUAAUUUACUUUCACGAAGUUACUUGGAGAGCUAUUCGUGGAAAUGGACCUGUUCGUGGAAAAGGAUCCUGGAAUAUUUUUGCAAAAUUCUCUUUUCCCCAAUCUGGAGAAUGUCGAUUCAAUCAGAAUCCAUUCCGAACAAGUUCGCAAUAGCUUCCUCGGUUACUAAUUGGGACAUUCAUCUUGUUGCAGUUUUGCAAACGUCGCGUUUACGUCGUCAUUUUUUCCAAAAAACCAUCUGCCCGCAGGAAGCGUGCUGUUGGAGCUGCGUCGCUUGCCGGGAGGACGCUUAUGUGUACAACGACACGUGCAAGAAUUGUUACCCCGGCUACGCGCCAAAUUCCACGAUGACCGGCUGCAUCAAGCUCACCGCGGAAGUUAUACCCUGGACGAGUCCUUGGGCGCUAGUACCGUUGAUCUUCGCGUCCAUCGGGAUCCUCAGUACCCUCUUCACUACCAUCGUCUUCAUACGAUUCAAUCGCACCCCGGUGAUCAUGGCGUCAGGUCGCGAGCUCUGCUACGUCCUGCUGGUCGGCAUUCUCUCGUGCUACGGCAUGAGCUUCGUCAUACUGAGCAGGCCGACCACGUGGAAUUGCACGUACUUGAGAAUCGGCCUCGGUCUCUGUCUCAGUAUAUGCUACAGCGCGAUCCUCACGAAGACCAAUCGCAUAUCGCGGAUAUUCAACCAGAGCACGAAGAGGAUCAAGAGGCUCUCCUACACAUCGCCGAAGAGCCAAGUGGUAAUAGCUAGCGGUGAGUACGAGUUGCACUCACCUCGGUAAACACGCCGACGAGCCAACCGGAUCGAGAGGAUAAUUGCGCGCCGAUGUUUGACGCAACGAUGAAAUAAAAGCCCGAAACCGUGCGCGAUCGCAAGAAAGGGAAUAAUGGCCCGGUCCUUACGACGGAGUUUCGUAUCGCCACUUCACGCGUAGGAGCCCAUCAAUUAGGACGAUCUGUCAGAGUCUAUCCACAUUGUCCCGAUCACGAUUAAGCGUCACACCUUACACUGAUCGUCUCAUAAGUAGCUGCGUAUUUAUUAAGAAAAAACGAAAAAUAACUUG
This is a messenger RNA of Odontomachus brunneus, 1307 nucleotides long. Its product is annotated as metabotropic glutamate receptor 2-like. NCBI's taxonomy places the organism in Eukaryota, Metazoa, Arthropoda, Insecta, Hymenoptera, Formicidae. The transcript has 2 exons. The coding region runs from base 354 to 1025 and encodes 223 amino acids. Gene Ontology annotation, molecular function: adenylate cyclase inhibiting G protein-coupled glutamate receptor activity. The record is from RefSeq and is a predicted model, not a curated record. Gene Ontology annotation, biological process: regulation of synaptic transmission, glutamatergic; G protein-coupled glutamate receptor signaling pathway. Gene Ontology annotation, cellular component: membrane.